Alexandromys fortis (reed vole) is the source of this 2381-nucleotide messenger RNA. RefSeq names its product BTG3 associated nuclear protein (gene Banp). Gene Ontology annotation, molecular function: DNA binding. Gene Ontology annotation, biological process: protein localization to nucleus; negative regulation of protein catabolic process. The record is from RefSeq and is a predicted model, not a curated record. NCBI's taxonomy places the organism in Eukaryota, Metazoa, Chordata, Mammalia, Rodentia, Cricetidae. Bases 207 to 1883 code for a protein of 558 amino acids. The transcript is spliced from 14 exons.
CGGCGGCCCUGUCGCGGCCUCGGCGCGCGGAGGCGCUCUCCCGCGCUCGGCCACCCCAGUCGGUCCGUGCAGAGCCGCGUGCGGUGCUCCCGGGUCCUCCGCACCGCCCUGCCGCCUCCAGCGGCCGCAUCUCCCGGUGACAGAAAGCCCAACCCUGUGACCUCUGGAUUCUCGCUUACUGGUGUGCCCCUUUUCUCGUGUUCUGGAUGAUGUCAGAACAGGACCUGGCGGAUGUGGUUCAGAUUGCAGUGGAAGACCUGAGUCCUGACCACCCAGUUGUUUUGGAGAAUCAUGUCGUGACAGAUGAUGAUGAACCUGCUUUGAAGCGCCAGCGACUUGAGAUCAAUUGCCAGGAUCCCUCUAUAAAGUCUUUCCUGUACUCUAUUAACCAGACGAUAUGUUUGCGGUUGGAUAGCAUUGAGGCCAAGCUGCAAGCUCUUGAGGCUACUUGCAAAUCUCUGGAAGAAAAGCUAGACCUGGUCACCAACAAACAGCACAGUCCCAUCCAGGUCCCCAUGGUGGCUGGUUCCCCACUUGGCGCCACCCAGACCUGCAACAAAGUGCGAUGCGUCGUCCCCCAGACUACAGUAAUACUCAACAAUGAUCGGCAGAACGCCAUUGUAGCCAAGAUGGAAGACCCAUUGAGCAACAGGGCACCGGAUUCCCUGGAUAAUAUCGUUAGCAACGCUGUUCCUGGGCGUCGACAGAAUACCAUCGUGGUGAAGGUACCAGGUCAGGAUGACAGUCACAAUGAAGAUGGGGAGAGUGGGUCAGAGGCCAGUGACUCUGUGUCUAACUGCGGCCAGCCGGGAAGCCAGAACAUUGGAAGCAACGUCACACUCAUCACCCUGAACUCCGAAGAGGACUAUCCCAAUGGCACCUGGCUGGGCGAUGAGAACAACCCUGAGAUGCGGGUGCGCUGUGCCAUCAUCCCCUCCGACAUGCUGCACAUCAGCACCAACUGUCGCACGGCUGAGAAGAUGGCACUGACGCUGCUGGACUACCUGUUCCACCGGGAGGUGCAGGCUGUGUCCAACCUGUCAGGCCAGGGCAAGCAUGGGAAGAAGCAGUUGGACCCCCUCACUAUCUAUGGCAUCCGGUGUCACCUCUUCUAUAAAUUUGGAAUCACGGAAUCUGACUGGUAUCGGAUCAAGCAGAGCAUUGACUCCAAGUGCCGUACAGCAUGGCGGCGGAAACAGCGAGGCCAGAGCCUGGCGGUCAAGAGCUUCUCCCGGAGGACGCCGUCCUCAUCCUCAUACAGUGCCUCAGAGACCAUGAUGGGUACCCCUCCACCUGCCAAUGAGCUGCAGCAGUCCCAGCCCCAGGCUCUACACUACGCGCUGGCCAAUGCACAGCAAGUGCAGAUCCACCAGAUUGGAGAGGAUGGACAGGUGCAAGUAAUCCCACAGGGUCACCUCCACAUUGCCCAGGUGCCUCAAGGAGAGCAGGUGCAGAUCACACAGGACAGUGAGGGCAAUCUGCAGAUCCAUCACGUUGGCCAGGAUGGACAGUCGUGGGGCCUGUGCCAGAAUCCCAUUCCUGUCAGCGGUGACUCAGUGGCCCAGGCUAAUCCCUCCCAGCUUUGGCCUCUGGGAGGAGACACACUUGAUCUGCCUGCUGGAAAUGAGAUGAUCCAGGUAUUGCAGGGUGCUCAGCUCAUAGCCGUGGCCUCUUCGGACCCUGCUGCUACAGGAGUAGAUGGGUCGCCUCUCCAGGGCAGUGACAUUCAGGUUCAGUACGUCCAGCUGGCACCUGUGAGCGACCACACAACUGCAGCACAGAACAGCUUUCUUUUGUCCCCCGCCUUGCAGACGGCUGAAGCGUUGCAGCCUACUCUGCAGCCCGAAAUGCAGCUUGAGCAUGGAGCCAUCCAGAUCCAGUGAGACCAGGCGCUGUAGGAGCCCCACCCCACAGCUGCUCACUGAUCCUCCCUGUGCCCUGCUCUUCUGCGGCAGCAGGGUAACUGCGGAUCCUGCAGGGCACAAGAGAGCUCCUCCUCCUGGGGAAGGGCCUGGCCACCCCUGCUGGAAGGCGCCUCAGGAUUGAGUCCCACUGCUGGUCUCUGGAGGAGAAGCAUAGUGCAGAACGUGUUGAGUACAUUCAGAAAAACAAGAACUACAAUAUUUUGUUUAAACAGCUUUUUUUAAUUUGCUAUGGUGUUUAUAACAAAAAAGAAAAUGGAAAAAAAAAAAACCCAAACCACACACAACAGAAACACAACUGUGGAGUAGCAGAAGCCUUGGCCGUGUGCUCCCUCCAGGGUCCCGACGUAGGUGUUGGAGCCAGCUGCCGAUGCUGGAGCCCUGCGGACCCGCUGCUAGGGGAGUGCUCCACAGUGUAAUUAUGCAUUUCUAAUGAAAUAAAGUGUAUUUAUGGCCACA